AGAUCGUUUAGAAAGCAAGAAUCAAGUUCAUCCAAAAAGGCGUAUACAAUUUCAAGUCCAGUGUUCUAUUCUUUAUAAAAGGAAAGAAGAUAAAAUAGUCCUUAAAAGGAAAUCACAGGAAAUGGCACAGCACGUAGCUCAAUAAGAGAUCACUGCAAAGUGUGUCCAAUUUGGUCUGUGCGGUUCAGCACCUCGUCCGGGAUGAGAGGCAUAUACUUUCGGAAAACGCACCAUUUUCACCACCAGAGAAACAAACACACACCUUGUGCACUUUAGGAAGGCCACGAGCCUGAGCAAAGUCCUUGCUGACCUGGCCCAACCCUUCGACGUACACGCCUGCCCGCCCCACCCCCCUCCACGCCUAGCCUACUCUCAAUUCGCUCAAGGGCGCAGAGACUGCUCGGGAGAGGCGGGGUGCUCCCACCAGAGCCGAGGAGACGGCGGACCGGACUGGGACGCAGGGACCCCAGCAAACUCGCUAACACCCCCACACACCAGCCGCGCGCACGCACCCUAUCGGCGGGAGGCGGAGGGCGGGGCUGGUCAAACCCAAAACAAACAACCUGCGCUCUUUGACUUUGAGGCGGCGCAGCCUCUAGGCCUUAACUCGGUACGCGCCACCAGAGAGCCUCAGCUACCUAAACCACCUGGUUCCACCCAUCCUUCUGCUGUCAGCGCCCAGGCCCCGCCUCUGCGGAGUCGCCCCAGGGUUAUAUUGGGCCGGGAGGAAGGUGGAGGCCAGACUUAGUGGCAGCCGGCCCGCGCGGAGAUGCCGCUUGGGACGCCAGGGACUGGAAGGCGGCUGCGCGAGCCACGGUCUCAGGGACUCGGCUCCGCCAGCGCUCUACGCUGAAGACACUGCACUUUACCCCAAGGGUGGCACGCACAACAGCCUGCAACAUUUCCGUGCCCAAAGUCUCCUGCAAAGGACCUUGAAAGUCCAGUGAAGAAAUCCUCCUGAUCUCUUGGACCAAGAGCAGAUGCGUACGUUUCUUCCAGCAGGAAACCCCAAGGCCCUUGUGCCUGGAAACCAGAAGUUGAAACCGCAUCCCUGCACACAUUCACCCCGAAGUCUCUUAUUCUCGAACUGAAGACAGCGCCCACCCAACUCCUCUCUGGCCCUCUUAGUUCACCCAAUAAGCACAACCCCUCCAAAGAAAAAUUCCAACGGAAGAGGACUCUUCUAUGGAAAAGUGACUGUCUCUCGCCAAGAGUGGGGAGAGCUCUCGUUAAAGGAAGUCGAGGACUCGUGGAGCGGGAAUCGCCACCACUGUCUUCCGAACCAGCCUUCCAAGACCCUCAGAGGAAAAGGGUAGGGUGCUGGGCAGGGACGGGGUGCGCGGGCAUGAAGCUGGAGGUGUUCAGCCCCCGCGGGGCCCACGGGGACAAGCCGGGUAGCGACCUGGAGGGCGCAGGCAGUAGCGACGCGCCCUCUCCGCUGUCUGCAGCCGGCGACGACUCGCUGGGUUCGGACGGGGACUGUGCGGCUAACAGCCCAGCUUCGGGCUGCGACAAUCGGAAUGCGAGAGGUGAGCCUUCGGUGGAAGAGAAGGGCCCCGCGGCAGCGAUGGCGGGGGUCGGGGAGGCGGGAGCGGCUGAGUCGGGGACCGAGAGCUCGAUGGUCAGUGAGGGUGGGCGCAGCAAGCCGUACACACGGCGGCCCAAGCCCCCAUACUCGUACAUCGCGCUCAUCGCCAUGGCCAUCCGGGACUCCGCGGGCGGGCGCCUGACUCUGGCUGAGAUCAACGAGUACCUCAUGUGCAAGUUCCCCUUCUUCCGCGGCAGCUACACGGGAUGGCGCAACUCGGUGCGCCACAAUCUGUCGCUCAACGACUGCUUCGUCAAGGUGCUGCGCGACCCCUCGCGGCCUUGGGGCAAGGAUAACUACUGGAUGCUCAACCCCAACAGCGAGUAUACUUUCGCCGACGGGGUCUUUCGCCGCCGCCGCAAACGCCUCAGCCACCGGGCCGCGGCUCCCGCACCAGGGCUGCGGCUGGAGGAGGCUGCUGCCCCAGCUCCAGCUCCCGCCGCCCUGGGCUCGCCCCAAGCGAGGUCCCCCGCCCUUCAGGAGGGGUGUGUCAGCCCCGUGGGGAAAUUCUCCAGCUCCUUUGCCAUAGACAACAUCCUCAGCAAGCCUUUCCGCAGCUGUCGCGAUGGAGACUCAUUCCCCCGAGUACAACUGCCGUGGGGCGCCACGCCCUGUCCUCCGAUGCCCGCAUAUUCCUCAUUCCUUCCUAGCACGCCCGGCGGGGCCUUACUGCCACUCUGCGGGUGUGGUGCGGCCGAGCCAGCGCCCCAUCUCCUGCUUGAGCCCUUCUCUGCCUCCGCCACUGCCAAGCCUUUCCGAGGUCCGGCUACCGGCGGCCACGCAGCGCACCUGUACUGCCCCCUGAGGCUGCCCGCAGCCCUGCAGGCAGCCUCGGCCCGGUACCCAGGGGAGACGCUCCAGGCCUGAACAGCGCGCCCAAGCCCCACCUGGGUGCGCGCUGUCGAGGAGGACGUUACUGCAGGUUCAGGGAUUUACACUUUCUGCCCAGAGAAAAGGAAACUUUAAAAGAAAAUUCUCCAUCAAACAUGCCUUAAAGCUAAAGGAUUUUUUUUGACAGAAGUGCUUUAACUUAGUCCAGAAUAUUUCCCUCCUCUUUUGUAGCUUGACAGAAGACCAAAGCAAUUUUUCAUAACUGUUAGCAGUUCUUUACCAAGCCUGUUCCGUAACUCCCUCCCAUCCCUUCACAGACUUUCCCUUUAUUCUUACUGCCCAGGCACCCCUUCACCCUACUAUUUUUGUCACACUUUCCAUUGAUUUGUUACUAACAAAAAACGGGAAAGAAGCACAUCAGGGAACUAUUCCAUAUGAUAAAUGAUAUGACUACUGUUUGGGGUUUAUUGGACCCCUGUUCCAUGAGUAACGUAUGUGUAAUUUACAGGUAUGACUGAAUGUGAGAGAGGUGUCACAGAUCUUAAACCAUUUCUCUGCUAUUAACCAAUGCUUCCCUGUGCCAAAAGAUUAUAUAUAUAUAUUUGGAUUUUGUAAUUAAAUUAUUUAUAUUUUUUGAAACCUGAAUUGAAAAUGUUGCAGGCAACGGGCUACAGCUUUAUUAAUGGUUUGGUGAUCUCUAACUGUGGCCUCCUUGGGCCAAGCAAUUUCUUUAAAGGAAAAGUUAACAUUAUGUAUGUGGGGUGCCAGGGCCACUGCCACGUGAAAGCAAGUGUGAUUUUUAUUUUUAAUACUUUAUUUGUAUCUGUGUACAUAGUCAUGUAUAAAUUUUAUGAAACCUAGGUAUAAUGUUUAUUUUAAAAUAAAACUCACAACUGACUUUUAA
Molecule: messenger RNA, 3323 nt
Organism: Phyllostomus hastatus (greater spear-nosed bat)
Lineage: Eukaryota; Metazoa; Chordata; Mammalia; Chiroptera; Phyllostomidae
Gene: FOXQ1
Product: forkhead box Q1
Exons: 1
Coding region: 1346-2455 (369 amino acids)
Biological process (GO): anatomical structure morphogenesis; cell differentiation; regulation of transcription by RNA polymerase II
Molecular function (GO): RNA polymerase II cis-regulatory region sequence-specific DNA binding; DNA-binding transcription factor activity, RNA polymerase II-specific
Source: RefSeq, a predicted model, not a curated record